This is a messenger RNA of Lycium ferocissimum, 1639 nucleotides long. RefSeq names its product UDP-glycosyltransferase 92A1-like. The transcript is spliced from 2 exons. The record is from RefSeq and is a predicted model, not a curated record. Lineage: Eukaryota; Viridiplantae; Streptophyta; Magnoliopsida; Solanales; Solanaceae. Bases 40 to 1596 code for a protein of 518 amino acids. Gene Ontology annotation, molecular function: UDP-glycosyltransferase activity.
UGCCUUGCAUUUUUUCCCUCAAAUAGAGGGAACAAAACAAUGGAGAAGAAAAAAGGAACAAUUCUUCUCUUCCCCUUCAUGGCUCAAGGCCACAUUAUACCGUUCUUAUCCUUAGCCUUCAAAUUAGAACAGAAAGGUUACAAAAUAAUUUUUGUGAAUACACCUCUCAAUAUCAAGAAACUCAAAUCAUCCAUCCCUCAAAAUUCCUCUAUUUCCCUUCUUGAAAUCCCUUUCAAUAGCUCUGAACAUGGCUUACCUCCAAACACUGAAAACACUGAUUCACUUCCUUAUAAACUCUCCUUACAAUUUACAACAAUUUCGUCUUCUCUUGAGCAUUCAUUUAGAAAUCUUGUUUCUAACCUUGUUCAAAAGCCACUUUGUAUAAUAUCAGACAUGUUUUUUGGAUGGUCAGCAAAUAUAGCUCAUGAAUUUGGAAUUUUUCAUGUCAUUUUCAGUGGGGCUAGUGGUUUUGGCUUAGCAUGUUAUUACUCUAUGUGGCUAAAUUUGCCUCAUAAAAAAACAAAAAACUCUGUUUUUACUAUGCCUGAUUUCCAAGAAGCUGGCAAUCUUGAUGUUAGUCAAUUGAGUCCAAGUCUAUUGGCAGCUGAUUCUAAUGAUCCUUACACAAACUUCAACUGGAAAAAUCUUUCCAACUGGAUGAACUCUGAUGGGAUUCUUUUCAAUACAGUUGAAGAUUUAGACAAGCUUGGAUUAAUGUAUUUUCGUCGAAAAUUAGGAGUACCUGUUUGGGCAAUUGGACCAAUACUUUGGCCAGCAAGUAGUACUAAACAAAGUGCUUGUAAAGAAACAGAGAAGUGCAUCAAAUUUCUUGAUGAAAAAGAAGCAAAAUCAGUGCUUUACAUUUCUUUUGGCUCUCAGAACACAAUAUCAGCAUCACAAAUGAUGGAAUUGGCAAAAGCCUUGGAUAAUGCUAGUGGAGUAAACUUCAUAUGGGUUGUUAGGCCUCCUUUGGGUUUUGACAUAAACAUGGAGUUCAGAGCAGAGGAAUGGCUACCUGAGGGGUUUGUUCAACGCGUUUUCGAGGAUCAAAACGGGGGACUCAUAGUGCCAAAAUGGGCUCCUCAGGUUGAAAUCUUGGCACACAAAUCAGUUGGAGCUUUCUUGACACAUUGCGGAUGGAAUUCAGUGUUGGAAUCACUUGGGAAUGGAGUGCCACUUCUUGGUUGGCCCAUUGCAGCAGAGCAAUUUUACAAUGCAAAAUUCUUGGAGCAAGAUGUUGGUGUUUGUGUUGAGGUGGCUAGAGGGAACAAUUCUCAAGUUAAGCAUGAGCAUAUAUUGGAAAAGAUUGAGUUGGUUAUGGCGGGAAAUGAGAAAGGGAAGGAAAUCAGAAGGAAAGCUUGUGAAGUUAGGGAAAUGAUAGGAGGUGCUAUUAUAGAUGAUGAGGAUUUCAAAGGGUCAUCUAUUAAAGCAAUGGAUGAGUUUCUUAAUGCAGCUUUGUCCAUGAACAAGAUGUCAAAUGGAGAUCAUCUGCUGAUGACUAGCCAAAAAGAGAAUAUGAAGAAGAUGUCAAUUGAUGUAAGGAUUAAUGAAAAUACGUCGAAAAGUUGGGAAGACCAUUCUUCUACAUGGUGUUAAUGAUAGGAUACAAAAUAUAUAUAUAUUAGAUGAAAGUAAUUGU